UCCUAAUGUAUGUUUUGUAAAAUUAUUUUUUUCCUGGUGGUAGGCGCAGGCAAACUUAAUUUAAAAACGCUAUAGGCCGUGUGAGGUGAAUUGUGCUCUUACUAAACUUCUGUCCUACGUAUUUCACUAAAUCCCACAUGUAGCAAAGUAACAUUAAAUCGAUGUUAAUUCUAACAUGCUUAGGCUAUUCAAACUGAAGGUAUUCUUAAGAUAAUUAAGGUGAUAUUAUUGUUAUUAUCGCACAGAAUGUAUUUGGACAAAGCUUUGAUUUUUUUUCAGAUAUCAGUAUUACUGUUUAUAUAUAUGGUCAAUUCAACUUCGAGCGUCUUCGGACUGAACCAUUACGCUGCACACAUGAAAAUAAAAUUUAUAUAUUUUUCUGUACGACAGUUAUUUCGAUGACAUGCAACAGACAAAUAAUAGUCUAAACGCAUUUCAGUAGUCCCAUUCCUGUUCUGGUGAUUUGUAUUAUAGGUUGUAGUAUAGUAUAAAUUGCUGCUGUUCAUGGGACGGGAGCAUUUUAUUACAAUACGCAGGAGCAAACGCAUCGAGGGGAAAUCCAGUUUAAUUUGAGACGUCAAAUCCAAGUUUGGAAAGACUCCAUGCCAAGAUUUUCCAAAGACACAUCUGCUGUUUCCAAGGUUUCCAAGGUACAGCGGUGAGGAGCUAUCGAUUUCGUUGCAGAGCAGAUAUUUAAGGCGUUUGGUGUAGGUAUAACCCAGAGGACGUCGGAGUGCCAGCGCGAUUGCUCGGGCGCAUCACUCCGUAUUCUGAGCCCAUUUACAGCCGCUCGUUCGCUCAGCUGCGUUUGCUCUUCGGGCUUUUUAAGAGGUUAUAUCAAAAAACCUAAUUGCCAUUUGAAAACAUAUCUCGGAAAUCGGUGAGAACUGAAUAGGCACCCGCCAACUCAAUCAACGCAUUAUCCCACGGAUAUUCGUCUAUAAAGCAGAGGGGAAAAUUCACUGAUUAAAAUCACGCAGCUGUUUGCAAUGCUUCACACCAAGACGUUCAUCUGGACAUUGAUAUUCUUCGGCGCUGCAGCUUCCUUGGAGGUGAAGGUCACCCCUUCCUACAGCGAAAUCAGCGUCGGACAGUCCAAGUUCUUCCUUUGUGAAGUCGACACCGACACACAGGAGAUUGACUGGUACCUGCCAAGCGGCGAGAAGAUAUCGCCCAACCGGCCGGACAUCAGCAUCACGCUCAGUGACAGGAUCUCCACGCUGAUCAUCUACAACGCCGACCUCGACAAGGCCGGCGUCUACAGAUGCGUGGCCAGAAGCGGGGACUCCGAGGCCCAGGGCACCAUCAACGUCACCAUCUUCCAACAGCUCGAAAUUAAAAAUGCGCCGUCCCCCCAGGAGUUCACGGAGGGCGACACGGCCAGCAUUGUGUGUGACGUGGUGGCCUCCCCCCCACCUGUGGUCACCUGGCGACACAAGGGCAUCAGGGUCAGGGCUGAGAACGACGUGCGAUAUAAGAUCCUGAAUAACAACCACCUGCAGAUCCGGGGCAUCAGGAAGAGCGAUGAAGGCACGUACGUGUGCGAGGGUCGGGUCAUGGUGCGGGGCGAGAUCAGCCUCAUGCCCGUUGAUGUCAUCGUUAAUGUCUUUCCGACUAUCAGGAUCCGGCAGGCGGAGGUGAACGCCACGGCGGACAUGAGCCAGCCCGUAAUCCUGGCCUGCGAUGCCGAUGGCUCCCCAGAGCCCACUGUCACCUGGACACGAAAUAAAAUCGUUCUUGAAAAUGGGAAUAAGUACAGCUUCAACGAGGAUGGCUCGGAGAUGACAAUCAAAGGCAUCAUCAAGCUGGACGAAAGCGAGUACGUGUGCACUGCCAGGAACAAGGCCGGCCAGCAGGAGAAGGAGAUUAGCCUCAAAGUAUUUGUGAAGCCUAAAAUCACAUACCUGGAGAACCUGACGACAUCCGAGCUGGAGGAGCAGGUGAUGCUGACCUGCGAGGCGCUGGGAGACCCCACGCCAACCAUCACGUGGAGCUUUGGGAGCCAUGUCUUCACCGAGGGGGAGUCGGAUCUUCAUAACAGGAUCUAUCAGGCUUCCUGGACUCGGCCCGAACAGCACAAGAGCGCGGACGGGCACGUGGUGGUCCGCAGCGAUGCCCGAGUAUCCUCCCUGACCUUGAAGACUGUCCAGUACAGUGACGCCGGGGAAUACCUGUGCACAGCACGCAAUGCUGUGGGCCAGGAAGCCGACGUUGCACACCUGGAAGUGCGCUACGCACCCAAAAUUCAGGGUGCGGUGACGGUGUACACCUGGGAGGGCAACAGCGCCAACAUCAGCUGCGAGGUGCUGGCCCACCCCGCGGCCUCUGUGGCCUGGUUCCGGGACGGCCUGCCCCUGCCCAGCUCCAACGGCACCAGUGUGCGGCUCUUCAGCACCGCCACGGCCAGCUACCUGGAGGUCACUCCUGAAUCCCAGAGUGAUUUUGGGAGCUAUAAUUGCACAGCGACAAACGCCAUAGGUACCGAAUCCAAGGAGUUUCUUCUCAUCCAGGCAGAGGUGCCGUCCAGCCCGUCGCUCACCAAGGUGGAAGCGUUUUCUGGGUCUGCCCGGCUGGAGUUCCAGGAGCCCGAAGCCGGCGGCGGCGUGCCCGUCCUGCGCUACCGGCUGGAGUGGAGGCAGGCAGGCAGGGGACGCUGGGACAGCAAGCUCUAUGAGGUCCUGGAGGCAGGGGGCCCUAGCGCGCUCACCAUCGGCGGCCUGAAGCCGGACACGCACUACGAGGUGAAGAUGUACGCCAUCAACGGCAAGGGCGAGGGGGACAGCAGCCAGUUGCUGGCGUUCGUGACAGAGCCAGUGCGGGAGCCCAGCGCCCCCAGGCUUGAAGCCCAGCUCCAGCCAGCUGGCAAUGCCCUCAGGGUGAGCUGGACCAAGCAGGACGAUGGGGGCUCUCCCAUCACGCACUACAUAGUCAGUUACAAAGCAAAGCUCGCGUCCAACUGGAGGCCCGAGAUACGCCUGCCCAGUGGCAGCGAGUUCGUGGUGCUGCACGGCCUGGACUGGAACACCGAGUACAAUGUUUAUGUGGUGGCCGAGAACCGGCGGGGCCAGUCGCAGCCCGCCACACUGGCUCUUCGCACCGCGCCCGCCCCCACGGCCGCCCCAGAUCCUCUGGAUAGUGGCAGACUGGGCACCGGGGCCGUUGCCGGGAUACUGGUGGUGGCCUUCGUGGUGCUCCUUGUCAUCGUGGACGUUGCCUGCUUCUUCAUUAACAAGUGCGGCCUACUGAUGUGUCUGGCGGCCAAUGUGUGUGGCAAGCAGGGGGCAGGCGCCAAGGGCAAAGACUUCGAAGGAGGAAUGGCAGCGUUUUCAAAGGAUGAGUCCAGGGAGCCCAUUGUGGAGGUUCGCACGGAGGAAGAGACGCAGAACCACGAUGGGGGCGUGCUGACGGAGCCCAGUGAGACCACUCCUCUGACAGACUCUGAGCGCGCCGUCGACAUCACCCCCACAGUGACAAACCUGCUGCCAUCGCCUGUCAUUAACUGCGACACGCCAGACUCGCUGCCCACCAGCGACAGCAUGACCCCGCUCGUCCCGCAGUCCAGCACGCCCAAAGCCACGGGCUGCCCUCGGACCGCCCCCAGAUACGUGACGUUGGUCGACCUGAGCGACGCCCCAACCGUGACGGCUCCCCCUACAGGCCGGCCCGCGGCGGCACAGCCUCCCCAGAAUGAGACGUCACAGAACCCCCCCGAGCCCAGCAGAGCACAAAGUAGCCUCACGUCCUCUCCAAAACAGAACUCCAUUCCAGAGAGCAGUCCCGUAGCAAAGUCCCAGUAGCCGGGAGACAGGCCCGAGGCGGAGGAAAUGGGGAGGAUGUCGAUGGGAGUCUCCCAGACGAAGCGACGGCGAGAGUGAAAACAAAACACACACAUAUACACAUAAAAACACUGCAGCCCCUGAUCAAGAAGUAGCCCUGCAUCUGACACACGAGCCCUUGCAGCAGUGUGUUUCUUAGCGCACCCGUUAAUUAGCGUAGCUUGGUCCGGGGCGGGGGGGAGAUGGGGCCCCCGUCGUUCACCUUACUGCUCCUUUUCUCACUGCAUUCAGAAGUCGCCGGACACUGAGGCCUCUCGGCCGACGGUGAGACAGAAUGGGUCUCCAGCGGUGCACAGCACACCUUUGUAAUGUCCGGCUGCUUUUACCAGGCCAGUCUCUGUAGGUUUCACCCGGAGAUUCUGAUCCAAAUUCCCAGCAUCGCAGCAAAACCAUAAUACCACUGGAACAGUAUUGUAUAUAGUUUCUCAGAUAUAUUUCGGUAACAUUCUGAGGAUCAUGCUGUACAUAGAUAUUAUUUUCGCCACUAAUAUGCUGCACGUUAUAUAUUUUUUUCUUAUGUUCAUUUUCAUUGCUCUUACUGUUAAUUAUAUUGAGGGCAAGAAUUUCAGGAAAAACGUAGGUACUUUACAGUAUAAGGAAGUUUCACAUAAAUGUUCACGUUGUUUACCGUCCUUUUUACUUGUUUAUGACAGACUUUACAUGUUUCAUGUUAACAUAAAGAAUAUGACAGUGACAGUAUUUUGCAGAGUUUCCUACUGCAUCUUAUGUCACAAGUAAUUUGGUUUAAAAAUAUUUAAGCAAAGCAAAAAAAAAAUGUUCAAGCUGCUUCUCGAUGUUUCACAUUUCUACUUUUCGCACCCUUUGCAAGCCACAGCUAAUUAUGAACGAUACAUUUUUUAUUUUAUUUUUUACCAGCUUGACCUUUGACCUUUGUAGGGACUACAGGGCACCUGAUUUGCAUUGGCCAGCAGGUGAGAUGGGGUGCGUUUCCAUCCAGCAAACCACGGAAAGCAAAGAGAAACAGCAGAAAAGAUCCCUAACAGAUUAUUAGAAAUUUAGAAAGUGGUCCCAGUUUCCUGAAAAACACAAAACAGCCUCCAUCCACAAUGGACCUGCAGUGCAGAGCGAGUCAGAGCACUGCUGCAGUGGACCUCUGUAUCCAUUGACCCUGCAGGCUGUGUGAGCAUCACUGCUAGCCUGAGAAGCUUGCGCUAGCGAGUCAGAGCACUGCUGCAGUGGACCUCUGUAUCCAUUGACCCUCCAGGCUGUGUGAGCAUCACUGCUAGCCUGAGAAGCUUGUGCUUGGUUGCCUUUGGAGACCGUAUUUGCUCUGCACCCAGCUUGUCAUGUGUGUCAUUACCACAGUAAUCCCCUAAAGCCCCCCCCCCUCCUCCCCCCUGUGGUAUUAUCCCCAUUAUCUGUUUGAUCCCACCAGUACCACCCCAGUAUACCACUGGCACCCCCUACUCGUGCAGUUUCCCUAAAUGCCAGUACAAGCGGUGCAUCACGUUGGCACAAGCAGGCCAGGGAGAUGCCACCAGUGCCCUUUCUGUGCCCCCUUCCUCCCUCGGGUUCUCUGCAUCCUUGUGAAGGUUAGCUGCUUCUGCCACACAAGAAAGUUGAGCUAAUAAAAGGAUAAAAGAUUUAUUUUUUGUAAGAACAAGAAAAUAAGGCAGCCGCAUUAUGGUUUGUACUUUAGAUUGACGCCACUGGUAGAUGUUGAGGUUCAGCUUAAAAGCGUUUUUGUUGUACAUUGUUGUUCUGUGUGCUGUGAUAUUGCAGGACAUUUUUAUAAUAAUAGGAAACAAGUGCUUUUAAUCAGCAACGCUGUCAUGGACAAAGAGCUUUUUCCGACGUUGUUCUUUCAGUAAUGUAAAAAGGAAAAGUGUUACAUUACAUUGAUGUGUUAGUAGUUCGUUUAUUUUGCCUGUUAUUGCCAUUAGUGUGGGACCAAGUUCUUUGUGAGUUUGCAAGAGCUAGUGUGUUGUGCUGCAAAAAUAUGUUCAGAAAGUUAGAAAUACUGUACAAGGGUUAAAAAAGGUGACAGAUGGUCUAAAUGUUAAUAGAAUAGGGGCCUUGGUCAAUGUUGAAGUGUACAAUGACAGCCUCAUUCUCAUUCUUACCCAGAAUUCCCUGCACUUGGGGCCUUUUCUUGUAUGUAUAUAUUUUUCUCUUUCCAUUGUCCUGGUGUAAAUACUGAUUACUAACCAAGCCUCCUCCCAGUUUUCACUGUCAGACAUACCGGUGUUCAAUAAAACAAAAUUGUUGUUUAAAAA
Paramormyrops kingsleyae is the source of this 6073-nucleotide messenger RNA. Its product is annotated as neural cell adhesion molecule 1-like. Gene Ontology annotation, cellular component: neuronal cell body; plasma membrane; axon. The record is from RefSeq and is a predicted model, not a curated record. Gene Ontology annotation, biological process: homophilic cell-cell adhesion; synapse organization. Gene Ontology annotation, molecular function: axon guidance receptor activity; protein binding. Lineage: Eukaryota; Metazoa; Chordata; Actinopteri; Osteoglossiformes; Mormyridae.